AUGUCAGCAAAUCCAGUUGACAUUUUAGCCUAUGAUGAGCCACGAAUUAUUUGCUUACCUGCGGUGCAAUCAAAUCCGUCAGAUCACGAGAACUAUGGCUGGCAUAUAUGCCAGUCUAUUUUUAACAUGAUUGGAAGACUGUGCAUUGGAAUCGUGGUCGGUAUCUGCCUGGCUUUUGCUUUUAGAAACGGAUUGCCUCUUACCGCCACUAAUCAACAUAUUGUUGUGUGUGUCAUUGGAUACCAAUUGCUCAUGGCCGAAGCCUGUUUAGCUUUAGCACCAGGGAGCUGGGCUUCCAAUUUCACUUUGGUGGACAAAAGACGUGUCCACUGGAUUCUUCAAUUAGUUGGUUCCAUUCUGGCCAUAGCGGGCUCUGUCUUGAAAUCUAUCGACAACAACGUCAACUGGUUUAGUUAUCAUGGACAGUUUGGUUUGGUUGCCGUGGGGUUCACAAUAUUGAGUUUAAUCAAUGGCUUCACUUCGCUCUACGCGUAUGAGCUGAGCAGGAUUAUCCCUGGAAACCUGUCCAAGCUCACCCACAUCUGUUUUGGUGUUGUUGCCUUUCUUACCUCGUGCAUUUCUUUAAUCUAUGGCAUGAAAAAGGCUUCUUUUGUGGCCUGGAUGCCUGUUUUUAACAGUACCCUUAUUGGACUUACCAUUGCUCUUGCAAUGAUUGUUAAUAUAAAUCCUUUCCUCACAUUCUUCCAAAAGUCUAAAAGUGUCUUGAGGCGUAUGAAAUAAGGCUUUAAAUGGAAAUUCAUACCCUUGGUAUAAUAAAGCCACAUAUGAUCAUACGCCGUAAGGGUGCAAGUGCUUUUAUCACAUGAAAGUUAUAAAAAUAAUAUCGAUGAAGAAGAAGUCCAUAUUAUUAUUACAGAUUACAAAGAUCGAAUACCAAGUAAAAAUUCCAUCGAUAUAAACCAAAAACAGAAAUUCGAUCCGCUAGUUCGUCCCGUGGCUUUGUUGGCAUAGCGUCUGGCACGGUUUGCUGGAUGACGUUGGUUCGAAUCGAAGGUUUUUAAUAUCUCUUAUAUUUGCGGAAUUAUUGCCUGGGUACACUUAACGAUUACACCUGUAGAUACUGACUAGCGCUUAUUAGAGUCGCUCUAUUUCAAAAAAAUCGAAGAAUAUUCCGGGAAAAAAGCGAGACUUUCGAGUCUAUUUCAAAAGUAGGUUACCAUAUUUGUAAACUAUGCAUUAAGGCUAUGGAAACAUGAUACAUAUUAUAAUAAUAAAGUUAAAAAAAAAUUUGAAUUUCGACCGGCGCACCUGUCUAGUACAAACUGAUACCGAAUAAGGAAAGUAACUGAUAAGGGUGUAGACUACGAUUAUUGUUCCACUAAUGUAUUUUCCUUUCAAGCCAGAAAAUGACUCAGUUGUUUACACUGACAGUGGAAGGUCAUUCCAAUAUUUAGAUGCGUCAAAACGGAAGUACGGAACACAUAUUACCCUUCUUUAUAUUAUUAUAUUAUUCUUUUAAGUAUAACGAAUGAUAAUGAAUUAUUUGCUAAUCAGGUUUUCGCAAGUAAUAAUGUUUCUGCAAAUAGUUCUAUUUACCGAAUGUGUAGAACAUAAUAGGGAUAUUUGUUGUAACCAUUAAUUAUAUUCCUUCUAUAUUGUUAUUAUUGUUUUU
This is a messenger RNA of Hyposmocoma kahamanoa, 1633 nucleotides long. RefSeq lists its product as uncharacterized. The transcript has 3 exons. The record is from RefSeq and is a predicted model, not a curated record. Gene Ontology annotation, molecular function: transmembrane monodehydroascorbate reductase activity. Bases 1 to 741 code for a protein of 246 amino acids. Lineage: Eukaryota; Metazoa; Arthropoda; Insecta; Lepidoptera; Cosmopterigidae.